UCCUGGCCGGCGCCACUUAUGGCAUGUGUCAGGCUGUCAAGCAGGGCGGCAGGUGGGGCGAGGCCGGCGGCUGGGGGUGGGCUGCCCCACCUGGAGCACUCGCUGCCUUAUCUUUAGAAAAGUCAGGUUUUUAAUCUGCUGAGUUUUUUUAAAAAAAAAUUCAAAGGAACGUUUCUGGCCCAUUUUGCUUUCUCUUGCGCUAUUUUGCCCGGCGAGGGGCUGCAAAGGACCAACCUGAACGGAGUCCCGCCCUCCUAAAUCCAGGGAAGCUUCGAAGGGGCGUAACUCGCGUUAGGACUCCGGCGGAGAGGAGCGAGUUCGAGGCGGCCUUUGGAGGGAGAGGGCCGGAUGCUCCCCGGGCAAGACGUCACACCGCUCGGCGCACCUCGGCCCCGCUUCGCCCGCAAGGCCCUGCCCUUACCCCGGAGUAACUAACACGCGCCUCCGCCUUGUCGGCCCCGGUGGACUGGAGACUGGGAAAGCGGCGCUGCCCCUCGGCUCGGAGGAAUACGGCGCGCCUGGGACGGAUUAGGAGGGAGCCGAGCCGGGCGAGGGAGCGGCGGGAGGGAGCCCAGCCGAGGCCGCCGUCGCCAGCCCUGGCGCCAGCCUCGGCCGCUGCCUGCGCCCCCGAGCGGCUCGGCUUGCCACGGCACGACGGGGAGGCGGCAGGCGAGGCGGGCAGCGCCCAGCGCAGCACCCGGCGGGCGCCUCCAGCUCCCGGCGCGCAGCAGUGGAACAAGAGGAAGCAGCCAGCGAUCUCCUGACUAGAACAAUGCUAAGGGAAUGGGGAAGGGAGAGGACUGGUGUGCCAGCCGAAGUCUGAAAACAGGUGAAUGACGGAGCCGAGGAGGGGAGAGGAGCAAGCAUCACGGCUGUGAGAGAGCCCAGCGGAGAAGGAGGAGGAGGAGGAGGAAGAGGAGGAGGUGGCAGCAGCGAGAAGAGAGCCUUCGGCUCUGUGGCAGAGGACCCUGGCUGUGCGGCAGCUGAGCCAUGGCUACAAAUUUCAACGAUAUCAUCAAACAGGGAUACGUGAAAAUGAAGAGCCGGAAAUUGGGGAUUUACCGGCGUUGCUGGCUGGUGUUUCGGAAAUCUUCUAGCAAAGGCCCUCAGCGGCUGGAGAAGUAUCCAGACGAGAAGUCAGUGUGUUUACGUGGCUGCCCAAAGGUCACUGAGAUCAGCAACGUGAAAUGCAUCACAAGGCUACCCAAGGAAACCAAGCGGCAGGCCGUGGCUAUUGUUUUUACCGAUGACUCAGCUCGGACAUUCACUUGUGAAUCCGAGCUGGAGGCUGAGGAAUGGUACAAGACCCUGUCUGUCGAGUGCCUGGGGGCCCGGUUGAAUGACAUCAGCCUUGGUGAGCCAGAUCUGUUGGCGCCCGGAGUACAGUGCGAACAGACAGAUCGAUUUAACGUCUUCCUGCUGCCGUGCCCAAACCUGGACAUCUACGGCGAAUGCAAGCUGCAGAUCACCCACGAAAACAUUUACCUCUGGGAUAUGCACAACCCUCGUGUCAAGCUUAUCUCCUGGCCCCUGUGUUCGCUGCGCCGCUACGGACGAGAUGCCACGCGGUUUACCUUUGAGGCCGGACGGAUGUGUGACGCAGGUGAAGGACUGUAUACUUUCCAGACUCAGGAAGGGGAGCAGAUCUACCAGCGAGUGCACAGCGCCACUUUGGCCAUAGCCGAACAGCACAAGCGGGUUCUGCUGGAGAUGGAGAAGAACGUGCGGCUGUUGAACAAGGGCACAGAACACUAUUCCUACCCAUGUACCCCUACUACCAUGUUGCCACGCAGCGCCUACUGGCACCACAUCACCGGCUCGCAGAAUAUUGCCGAAUCCUCUAACUAUGGAGAAACUGGUUCCGCUGUCUGGUCCGCAGGCGAUGCCUACUCGGGGCCCCAAGCCAGCUCAGAGACCGACCUCCUGAACAGAUUCAUCUUACUGAAGCCAAACGUUCCCAAAAACAACAAGAAUGAAAGCAAAGACGCCAAUCCUGCUUCCCACUGACGUGGCCCCGGAGGGAAGGGGUCGGGAUUUCGGCUCUAUCGAAGAGGAGUGUGCGCUCGGCACCUAAGACUUUUUUUUUGUACUCCAGUGCCUGGUUUCCCUCCUUUUAUGAGGGGGCUGUGGUUUGGGGACAGCUAGUUUUUUGCUGCAGGAAAAGGGGGUGGAAUUUGCACAGAAGUAGCUCUGUGGAAAACGUUCCAGAUUCAGGCGUUGGACCAGAAUCGUCUGCCCAGCGGGUCAAAUCUUGCUAGGCCUGGCAUGAGGACAAGAACAUAGAGAGGUGGAGGAGGACGUCGCUAUAUAUUGUCAAAAUGAUUUUAAAUAUAUACUAUGGCUUAUGCAUAUUCUAUAUAUCAAGAGGGGUCUUUUUUUUCUCACACAAAUGCACAUUUCGUAGCCACGAAGGCGAAAUUUUUAAACGGUCCGAGGGUGGGUUGGGAUUUUUUUUUUCUUUUUGUAGGGACUGCAACUACAGACCAAAGGGGAGAACAUUUAGUCAAGAAGGGAAAAAAAGCUUCCCAAAUUGGAGUUGGAGAGCAGAAGGACUGGGUUCUCUAGGAGACAAGAAGGCCUCGUGUCUAGUGGCCUGUGAGGAAAACUCGCCAGCAAAGGCCUGUAGAAAACAAAGGUCAUAUUACAGAACAGCCUGGCUUCUUCUGGGAAACACUUGUCUCCAACGUAACCCUGGCCUCGAGGUGGUCAAAGACUAAACAAGAUGAGCAGUCCUGCCCUUUGCCACAGUCCUGUGAGUGAAAACGAGCAUGUUUGGCCCUAAAGGAUUUGCUUGGGAACUUUGCGAGUUCAAAGUCAGAGCGAGGUUUGCCCUGCUCCGAAACAUGUAAACCUGCUCUUGCGUGCACGCAAACACACAGUAGACUUUUGCGAUGUCUCAGGAGAGUGCGGUUUUCUUUCUGGGCUCUGACUAUUGCACAAGUCUCCGUCCCCCUGGCCUUUUGGGGGGAGGCGCAUGCUGUCUCAGUGUGGGGCUGCCAACUCAGGACAGGUGGUGAAGGUGUUUCACUCAAUUGUGCGUGUGUCAGCUGUCCCUCGUGAUAUUUAUGAACAGAUCGCUAAUUGCAAGGGUGGGUUCACCUUCCAAUUUCAAGUUUGGGUGCUAUAUAAAAGAAAUAUGCACGUGGCCCAUCCAAACAAGGCCGAUUCCACACAAAUAUUGUGUGGGGGACCCAGCUGCGGUUGCUUUGUUUAGCAGUGGCUUAUGAAAAACUUCUUGUUGCCCUUGCUCUAGGAGAAGAUUCCCUUGCCUCAGUCUCUCCUCUCUUUCCACAACCCCCUCCUCAAGGCAAAGCUGAACAUUCAGGCAGGGGCCUGUGCCAUUUGCUGCAUCUUUUGUAUACCUCCAACAGGCCUGCCAAACCCCAUUCUGAAUAUUCUGCAUGGUGCAGAAGUUAGGGCCAAACUACAAGUGAUGCCUGACACUAGUUGGACUCUUGUCAGCUUCCCUCAAGUUUUGAUGGGAAAUGUAGGCAGCUUGGCGGUAUGUUGGACAAGUGACAGUUGAAAAGUCCAUUGGACAGCAGUCGGACAGCCAAACUGCAAGACCAGGAUGCCUACAUUUCCCAUCAAAACUUGAGGGAAGCUGACAAGUGUCCAACUAGUGUCAGGCGUCACUUGUAGUUUGGCCCUUAGUUUGAACCUUCCUUUGACUGGCUGGAGACAAUCAGUUGCUCACCAGGGUGCCAGGGGUGGGCGGGUGGCGGGGGGAACGACUAUUUCUUUUCCUAGACUCCACUCCCUCAACCCCACGCCAGUAGCUGCUGCCUCUUCUUUAAGGGAUAUCCCAGCAACUGUGAAGACAGUUAGCUAUCAAGUUGCCAACUCUUUUUAUGAGUGGAAAACCAAGCCUUAACCCUGCACCUUUAUCGGGGGCUUAAUUUGCGGGCCUUAGCAGACGCUUAUCUCAAUAGUAAGGGAACGUUUAACCCGCCGAUGUCUGCUCUUUGAGCCACUCCUGAAGCUGCAGGAGCAGGCCAAACUAGAUUUUUCCUGGUCAUUUGGUAACCUAGUUUUCUAACCCUUCUCUGAUCCUUCCGCUCCAAAGGCCAGUGUUUAUCCCAGCAAAGAUUUCAGCCAUUUUUUCCUUUGCUUCUGCCUUCUGCAUUUUCUCCUUCCCCUUAGCUAGUUAGUAAAGAAAAAGGAGUGAAACACUUUCACGCUGUGGUUGGCUUUUUCCUAUGCUGACAUUUAAAACUCACACAAAAAGCAAUUGAUUUUUCUAGUUUUACUAUUUAUUGAAUACCUUUUAGAAGGGCUAUCUUUUUAUUGUAGUAACAAACCUUGGUAUCGUGGUUUUGUUUUUUUGUGUUCUUUUUUUAAGACAAAAAUUAAUGCUGGAGGUACUUAACUUAUACUAUCGUGGUCUGUCACGUGUAAAUAACUGUGUUUUUGGAUCCUGUGUCUACGUGAGGAAAAAGGAAAGAAUUUUCCUAGCAGAUCUGCUGAAAAAAUUCCAAAAAAGGGGAGAGGCCAUCAACUGUCCAAGCUGUCUUGUUCCAACUUCAAAAAUCUUUUAAAGGGCAGAAUCUUGGAGGAGAGAUCCAUCAGCCCUGAAGAGCUUUGUUUGCAAUGUUUGUUGAGAAUAGGAGCACCUCCGUGCCCAUAAUUGGCCGUUAAAAGAGCUGCCCAUUUUCAUAUCAGACUAUUUAUUCAUGUAUAUACAGUUCAUCAGUGGAGACCCACAGUGGCUCACAACAAUCUUAGGCUCUGUGUGUGUGUGUGUGUGUGUGUGUGUGUGUGUGUGUGUGUGUGUGUUGGGUUGCUAGCCUCCAGGUGGUAGCUGGAGAGCUCCCAGAAUGGCAACUGAUCUGCAAGCCAAAGAGAUCAGUUCCCCUGGAGAAAAUGGCUGCUUUGAUGGGUGAACUCUAUGGAAUUAUACCUCACUGAGGCCCCUCCCCUCCUCAACCCCUGCCCCCUCCCGGCUCCACCCCCAAAAUCUCCAGGAAUUUCCCAACCUGGUCCUGGCAAGCCCCACCAUGCAGCCAUUUCUGGUCGUUGUGCCAUGUUUAUGGAACUUGAGCCUCUUGGGGUGGUUUGCCAGAGCUCUAGCUUGAGUGGGGUGUGUGGAUCCUUCUCUGUGAGGAAUCCUUGGAGAUUGAGAGGGCAGAGGUAGCUCUGCUGAUGUACGCAUUGCCUUCUUGUAGUUACCGUGGUUAUCUUCUCUGAGCCAAAGGUAGAAUGUAACCCCCAUAAAUAAAGCUAGCAACCCACUACUCCUAAGGCAGUUUAAGCCAAAGGCCAUCCCAAGAGUUUUUCCCCACUGCCUGAUUUUUUUCCAUGCUCCAUGAUCUCUCUUUUUCAACCUGCACCCCUAGUGUUAGGCUGUAUUCCUUAGUCCAAACCUGCUUCUGAGAAACAAGGCCCUUCUGCUCCUCAGUCUAGGGGAAAGUGCUCUAUAAGCCUUGCUUCCCCUAACGCCAGGGUCUCUCAUUUUUCUCGUGAUAACAACUACAAUGAUUACAGAAGUGGCCAAGUGAACUGCAUGAUGGUGGGUGGGUAGUUCUAUUAUUAAAUUCCCCCCCUAUAGAAUAUAUCCCUUUAAGUAGAAAACUAGCACAAGAGGGAGAUACCUCUCCCACCUGUGCUGGCUUUCUGCUUGAAGGGUGUUUACGUUUGGGAGUAGUAAAAAAAAUUUAUUCCCUCUCACUCACACACCUGAAGACUGAACUGGUGCAGUCUAUGCUUUCCCCCCUGCUUUUUCACUCCCAUAUUGAGUGCAGCCCCCACCCCCAGCUUCAUAGAUGCAGUGCUGAGAUAGGGUGUGUGUGACACUGAAGGGUUGUAUAGGUGGUUUUUCCGAAAAGGCUUGUGGGCGAUAUCUGGAUUGUUCAGAAUAUUCAACCUGAUGUUAUUCCAGAGCUGGCCCCUAGAGUGAGGCAGCCAUUUUAGGCAGGAGAUUUGAAGUUACAUUAAAGGGCGUCAAAGUUAGUUAUUUGAUUCAUUAUAUCGACUCUUUGCAGGAAGAGGGAGGGGCUAUUUUCUGAUGUACGUUUCUCCACUUCUGAGCAUGUGGGAAGCAUCCUGAAUCGAUAGCAAACACUUCCUAGAAAACUACCCCCAGAAAAUGAAAGUAUAAGUGUAAAUCUAUUGCUUCGAAUAGCAUAAUUUGGUCUGUCUUAGCCAUGUUGGGGGGGGGGGAGAAAACAUCAGGAGGGCUCUGGGGCUUCCUCCACAACCAGUGGAAAUUCUGCUGCCCCCCUGAGCUGGCAGGAAACCUGCUAGGUGUAACCCAAAGCUGUUUUGCAAACAGGGACUAGCAGGGCUUUUUUUUCUGGGAAAAGAGGUGGUGGAACUCAGUGGGUUGCCAGCACAGGGGGCAACUCUUGGCGGGAGGUGGUGCCCCUGGUACCACAUGUGCACGCGCAAAGUGUACGCAUGCUCCCAGGGCCAAUGACGUCACUUUGGGUCAGCUGGAACAA
Eublepharis macularius is the source of this 6440-nucleotide messenger RNA. RefSeq names its product docking protein 4 (gene DOK4). The record is from RefSeq and is a predicted model, not a curated record. The coding region runs from base 991 to 2007 and encodes 338 amino acids. Lineage: Eukaryota; Metazoa; Chordata; Lepidosauria; Squamata; Eublepharidae. The transcript has 9 exons. Gene Ontology annotation, cellular component: cytoplasm. Gene Ontology annotation, biological process: positive regulation of MAPK cascade; cell surface receptor protein tyrosine kinase signaling pathway.